Puccinia graminis f. sp. tritici CRL 75-36-700-3 is the source of this 1675-nucleotide messenger RNA. RefSeq lists its product as uncharacterized. NCBI's taxonomy places the organism in Eukaryota, Fungi, Basidiomycota, Pucciniomycetes, Pucciniales, Pucciniaceae. Gene Ontology annotation, molecular function: protein histidine kinase binding; histidine phosphotransfer kinase activity. Bases 385 to 1251 code for a protein of 288 amino acids. The record is from RefSeq and is a predicted model, not a curated record. Gene Ontology annotation, cellular component: nucleus; cytoplasm. The transcript is spliced from 6 exons. Gene Ontology annotation, biological process: phosphorelay signal transduction system; phosphorylation.
GUGUUCUCUUUGUUAAGUCCGAUUGUCCGGUUUGAGCACUUGAAACAGCUUCGAUCGCCCAAAAGAAGCUCAACUACAGCGAGGCAGGCGGAGGGGGUAAAAUUUAAGCUCUCAAGCCAGAACAGGCAUAUUAAAACUCUGAUCUCAAUACCGCCAAACGGUGUACACUGUUUUUUAAGGUUCCCUUAGGCCUUCUUGUGUCCUUCGACCUCAUCACCAACCUUCAACCUCAACCAACCAACCAACCAACCAACCCGAGUCAAGAGAACCAACCAACGGACAUCCACCCAUAUCAAUCAACCAACCAACCAACCAAUCAGCUUCAUAAGCUCACCACGCACACACACACACACCAGAACCAUCGGAAUACAUACUCACAUCAGCAUGCCUGACCUCGAUCCAAGGGAACCUACUACUACUACCACCACUACUACCACUACCACUACCGACAAGAAGAACUCUUCCGCAUCAAAACCUAGUCCAUCCUCUCCCUCCUCACGAGCCAGGAAGGAAUCGAGACAUGAUGUGGUAGGCGUGGAGUCGAACGAUCUGAAGCAGCCGAUCCCGAAGCCGGCCACGACGACGACGGGUGCAGAAGAGGGAGGAGGGACGAAGAGGACGGGAGAAGAGAGAGGGAAGGACGAGGAUCCGGGGCCCAAGCAGCCAUCCUCCUCCAUCCAGAGCCCUGCCCGCACCACCCCCAAGACGACGAUAGCCAAUUCGACAAAUCCUGCUGCUGCUCAUUCGGACGAGGACGAGGAGGAUGGUGGGACAGAGGAAUCGGCGGCCUCGAAAGACCAUACCGAUCAGUCUCAUGAAGACCAGGCUUCGGCCUCCGCUGCCGAGGAAGACACCGGCCCGUUGGUCGACAUGGAAACUUUCGGCCAGUUGCUCGAAAUGGAUGACGACGAGGAACACUCCUUCAGUAAAUCAUUAACUUGGGAUUAUUUCGAUCAAGCUGUGACUACUUUCAAAGAAAUGGAUGCUGCUGUGCUCGGAGGGGAUUUGAUCACGUUAUCUAGGAAAGGACAUUUCCUGAAAGGGUCGUCGGCAGCACUAGGCCUGAACCGCGUAAAAGCAUCCUGCGAAAAAAUGCAACACUAUGGGAAUAAGAAGAGGGCUAAUGGGGAAGGUGCCUUGUCCGAAUCGGAAGCCAUGCACAGAUGUAAAAACCUUCUCAAUCAACUCAAAGAAGAACAAAAACUUUCCAAGGCGUGGUUGGAGAGGUUCUAUGCUGAACGUAACGUCUGAAACCAUCUCAAAGGUAUAUAUAUAUAUAUUUAUAUAUUCAUCGAAAAACAUCGUCAUCCAUCUUCGUCAUCAUCCAUCUUCAUUGUCAUCAUCAUAUAUCGUAUUUAUCGUAUUUAUCUUUCUUACACUUCUCAAAAGGCACAUACAUACACACACACAAAAAGACACAAAAAAGAAGAAAAUCAAAACAAAACAAAAAGUAGAAGAAGAAGAAGAAGAAAAGAUUAUUAUACAUUGUCAUGAUUUGAUUUGAUUUUAACUGUUAUCAGAUUUCUUUCAUAUUUAUCUUUAUCUUUUUUCAAGCUCUCUUUGACCAUCACUUAUGAAGAUUUUUUUUACAAAAAAAACAUUGAAAAAAGAAGUACUGGUAGUAGUAGAAGUAGAAGAAGAAGAGGAGGAAGAGGAAGAAGAAGAAGAAGAAGAA